GGUGACGCUCGGCGAGUUUAUCAAGGCGCCGGUUCGGGACUCCAUUGUGCAGUUGGCCUCUUGAGAUCCAGCUGUCUUAACUACCAUGCCACCUGAUGCCACCUGACUGGCCCGAAUUGUUUGUGUUUUAAGGCACAAGUGAUACUGCCCCUGAAGCUCCACAACUGUUGGUACUUGUCCCUACUUUUCUAAAAACACGAUGAGGCAUAGGGAAGGGUAAGAAUAAAAUAAUCUGGAAAAGUUGGAGAAGAAAAAGUAUAUUCAGUUCCCAAACCAAGAGACUGACAAAGUAGGAAAUGCACAAUUUUGAGGACGAAUUAACAUGUCCCAUUUGUUACAGUAUUUUUGAAGAUCCUCGUGUGCUACCAUGCUCUCAUACAUUUUGUAGGAAUUGUUUAGAAAAUGUUCUUCACGCAUCUGGUAAUUUUUAUAUAUGGAGACCUUUACGAAUUCCACUUAAGUGCCCGAACUGCAGAAGUAUUGUUGAAAUUGCUCCAACUGGUAUUGAGUCUUUACCUGUUAAUUUUGCAUUAAGGGCUAUUAUUGAAAAGUACCAGCAAGAAGACCAUCCAGAUAUUGUCACCUGCCCUGAACAUUACAGGCAGCCUUUAAAUGUUUAUUGUCUACUAGAUAAAAAAUUAGUUUGUGGCCAUUGCCUUACCAUAGGUCAACAUCAUGGUCAUCCUAUAGAUGACCUUCAGAGUGCCUAUCUGAAAGAAAAGGACACACCACGAAAACUGAUUGAACAGUUAACUGAUGCACACUGGACAGAUCUUACUCGUCUUAUUGAAAAGCUGGAAGAACAAAAAUCUCAUUCCGAGAAAAUGAUCCAGCGUGAUAAGGAAGUUGUUCUUCAGUAUUUUAAAGAACUUAGCAAUACCUUAGAAGAGAAAAAAAAAAUUUUCCUAACAGCUCUCUGUGAUGUUGGCAAUCUCAUUAAUCAAGAGUAUACUCCACAAAUUGAAAGAAUGAAAGAAGUAAGAGAGCAGCAGCUUGAAUUAAUGACACUGACAACAUCUUUACAAGAAGAAUCUCCACUAAAAUUUCUUGAGAAGGUUGAUGAAGUUCGCCAACGUGUGCAGAUCUUGAAACAAAGACCACUUCCUGAUGUCCAACCUGUUGUAAUUUAUCCUCGAGUAAGCGAAGUAUUGAAAGAAGAAUGGAACAGAACAGAAAUUGGGCAAAUUAAGAAGGCCCUCAUUCCUGAAAUGAAAAUCUCAUCCAAAAAGAUGCCAUGUUCCUGGCCAGAGAAGGAUGAAAAUGAGGUUGAAUUUUUAAAAAUUUUAAACGUUGUUAUAAUUACACUAAUUUCAGUAAUAUUGAUGGUGAUACUCUUUUUCAACCAACACAUCAUAACCUUUGUAAAUGAAAUCACUUCAAUAUGUUUUUCUGAAGUCUCGCUAUCUGUUUACCAAAGUUUAUCUAACAAUCUACAUGAUAUAAAGAAUACGGUAUGUCACACUAUAUAUCUGUUGAAGGAAUACAUGUGGAAGACAGUUUCCCAUUGAGUGAAAACUUAAAUCUGAAUUGUUUAAAUGGGCUUAUUUUUGAACAGCAGACUCUAACCAUCGCUAAAUGGAGAAAUAGGAAUAGCAUCAAUAAGUAAAUAGCAAACUAAACUUUACUUACAGGCUGCAACAAAUAUAUAGAAAUUUGUUAAAUCUUUCAUACUUCUUUUGGUUAGAAAUGAUACAAAGCUAGAAAUCAGAAUAUCUGAAACAUGAUUCAAAUCAUUAGAAAAUUAUAGUAAAGCCUAGUAAUUAUUUGAUUUGAAUAUUAGUAUCACUACAUUAUCCCAUUUUUAUUACCUUGAGAGAGGCUGACUUAAUAUUGCUGUGUGACAUUUUAAAAAAUCCUUGUACCUUUUUUUUUUGCCAUAGAGUCCAUGUGCUGUGGGGAGGGAGCCAUAUAAGCACCUUGCAGUCUCUUCAUUCUCUCAGCCAUCAGGUCUGUGAUUGGAAUAGCCAGGUCUAGGACUGGAACUGUAGUUGGCCACGUGGAAACCCAGUGCCUUAACCACCACACCACCUGCUGGUCCAAUAACUCUUUAAAAAGGUUACUAGAACAGAAUCAUCUUGUGCUAGUCCAUCCUCAGUAGAUUUUGAAAGCAUCACAUGAACUAUAUUCAUCUUAAAAAUUCUUACAAAUUAAAAAAUAUAUAAAAUAUUUUUUAAAAUUUGCUAUAGGACACACAUUCACCAAAG
This is a messenger RNA of Tupaia belangeri chinensis (Chinese tree shrew), 2204 nucleotides long. RefSeq names its product tripartite motif containing 59 (gene TRIM59). The record is from RefSeq and is a predicted model, not a curated record. NCBI's taxonomy places the organism in Eukaryota, Metazoa, Chordata, Mammalia, Scandentia, Tupaiidae. The transcript has 3 exons. Gene Ontology annotation, biological process: innate immune response; negative regulation of canonical NF-kappaB signal transduction. Gene Ontology annotation, molecular function: ubiquitin protein ligase activity; zinc ion binding. Bases 297 to 1508 code for a protein of 403 amino acids.